AUGAAGCCUGCCAAACCGUACUCAACUACAAUGGACGAACAAACAUUCGUCCCCGGAACCAUGCGAGCACUCUAUCACUGCCCGCCUUCGACAGCCAUCACAACCGCAGAGUCCUCGGAGGUCCCAGGCGUGGAUUCGGGCAUGGUUUUCGACACUGACUUCCCGACCCCCAGACCAGCCGCGAACCAGUAUCUCAUCAAAGUCCAAACGGCAGCCUUCUGUCACGACGAACUUAGACUUGGCCGCGCUCUCAACCCCUCCAAGUCCAUGCCCCAGAUUCCCCUUCACAAUUUCUGCGGCACCGUCAUCAGCACGCCCUCGGCGGACCACUACCGUCCCGAUGGCCCUCGGUUCAAAGUUGACGACGUCGUCUUCGGCCUGAUAAGCCACACCCGCGACGGUGCCGCGGCCGACUACACUCUGGCCACCGAGGACGAAAUCGCCCUGAAACCCAAAAACAUCAGCGCGGCUGAAGCCUCCACCAUCCCUCUCCCAUCCCUCACCGGAUGGCAGGCGCUCUUCACCUACGGGCGUGUGAACUCCCCCGACGCCGACACCCCGCGGCGCAGCCUGCGCGUCCUGGUCACCAACGCGCGCAACAACGAAGUAGCCACGCAAACGCUACAGCUCCUCCGCUCCUCUUCCCUCUUCCCGCACUACCAUCCCUGGAUCUGCGCCACCUGCUCCCCCAUCGAGGCCGAGUACCUGCGCACCGAAGCCCAGGUCGACGAGAUCAUCGAAGCCCCGCUGCCCGUACCCCAGGAAUUCGACCUCGCGGGCAUCUUCCGCCACCAAGGCUGGGACCCGGUGGAUCUCGUGCUGGACUGCGCCGGCUCCCAGACUUUCCGUCAGGCUCACUCACCCGAUGUCGUGAAGGAUAACGGCGUCGUGUUGACGGCCGUCGACACCGGCCCUAUACACGACCACACCCCGCACGAAGACGCCCAGUCCCAUCAGCGCGGGCUUCUGAGUCGCUUCAUCGCCGUCCAGCCGGAUGGGGAGGCCCUCGCCGCGAUCGCCAAGUUAGUCGAGGCGGGCUCGGUGCGCGGCCGCGUCGCUGGCAUCUCGGACUUUGUGAACGGAGCUGAUGUUCUUGCCUCUGAUGCGGCGGGGGUCGGUGGGGGGAGAAGAGGUGGGAUGAUGGUGUUCCGGGUGAAUAUUUGA
Messenger RNA from Aspergillus melleus, 1164 nucleotides. Its product is annotated as NADP-dependent oxidoreductase. The record is from RefSeq and is a predicted model, not a curated record. The transcript has a single exon. Bases 1 to 1164 code for a protein of 387 amino acids. NCBI's taxonomy places the organism in Eukaryota, Fungi, Ascomycota, Eurotiomycetes, Eurotiales, Aspergillaceae.